AUGAUGAAUAGAUCAAUUUCACCCGUUAGAUUAUCACCUUCAACACCAGUUAGUUCUUCACCUGUAUUAAAUGGAAAGUCUAAUUCGAUUCAAAUAAAUAAUAAUAAUAAUAAUAUAAAUGGUGCAACAACAACAACAACAUCAUCAUCAUAUAAAAGAUUAUAUAAUCGAGCAAGACAACAGUUUUCAUUUCAAGAGUUGGCAGGUACCGAUCUGACGUUGCUCAUGGAGGAGAGUCUGUUGAUUCGUGUGUUUCAGUUUCUAAGCUAUCACGAUCUCUUUGUGGUGAAACGUGUCUGUUCUCGAUGGAGACCUCUCUGUGAGAACAAAGAUUGUUAUGCCGGACUCGAUAUGCAAUCGUUCAUUCACAACUGCAGGUAUCUACCAAAGGCGGUGUUGGCUGCCUACAUCUCGACACUUGAUAUGGAGGGAGAGGAAAUCGAUGCACUCAAAAUGGUAUGUCGUGAGAUACCCAGAGUGAUUCUACCAGACGAUCCAUCACCACCACCACAACUAUCAUCAUCAACAACAUCAACAACAGCCACUUCAACAACGACAACAACAACAACCACCAGUAAAUCAAAUGGAAUCAAUGGAUUCCUCCAAGAUUUAAGUAGUAGUUUCAAUAGUAUUAGUAGUUUAACGAUUAGCGGUGGAUCGAAAUCGAAUGGUCAUCUUAGAACACACUCUAGCAAUGGAAUUCACCAAGAUGACACAUUCGGUUCAUUAACUAGUUCGAACUCAAGCAAUGGAUCACUGUCAUCCUCCUAUGAAUCACCAUCAUUAAUGUCAAGUAAUAGUUCAUCAACACCAACAUCAACAAGAACAAUUUUAGAAGCAAUGAAAAUACUUAUUAAACCAUUUAUAUUUAUAUUAAUAAUUACAGAAAAUGUAGAUAAAGAAACUCAGAAAAAAGAAAAGUUAAGAAGAGAACGAGAAAAGAGAAUGGAAGAAGCUAUAAAGAAUAUGGAACGACGAUAUAUUACCGAAUUGGGAGAAGAAGAAAUCAUCAAAGAAAGUAUACCUUCACUAUCAAGAGAGAAAGCAUGGCCAUUAUUAAUUGGAAAUGAUUUAAACAUUACACCUGAGUUAUUUUCAAUUUUUGGAGCAAGAGCAGAGAGAGCAAAACAAAAAGGAGAAUCUUCACUGGGUCGUGAAGGUACUGUUACACUUAUUCAGUUGGAUCUACCAAGAACUUUUCCAAUGUUAUCGAUUUUUCAAAAUGAAGGACCUUAUCACCAUAAGCUUGCUGCUGUACUCGAAGCCUACGUUUGCUAUCGACCGGACGUUGGCUAUGUUCAAGGAAUGUCCUACUUGGCAGCAAUAUUUUUAUUAAUUUUAGACGAAUAUCAAGCAUUCGUUUGUUUAUCAAAUCUUUUAAAUAAUCCAUGUUAUAUGACUUUCUAUACAAUGAAUUUACCACAAAUGGAAGUUUAUAUGAGAGCAAUGGAUUCACUUUUACAAAUUCAUAUACCAAAAGUACAUAGACAUCUGAAGGAAAUGGGUAUUCAACCAGAUAUUUUUAUGAUCGAUUGGGUUCUUACUAUAUUUUCAAAGGCAUUGCCACUGGAUGUAGCUACACACGUUUGGGACUAUCUCUUUUUAGAGAAAGAGACCUUCAUUUUCCAAGUGGCACUGGGAAUCCUAAAGAUGUAUUCAAAGGAAUUGGAGACUGGUGAUUUCGACCAAUGUAUGACACUGCUUACACAUCUGCCACCAGACAUUGACGAUGACGAACUUUUCCAACACAUUGCAACUUUUAAUAUUAAACCAGAGCAAUUCGCCAAACUUCUCAAUGAAAAGUCAUCACCAUAA
Molecule: messenger RNA, 1815 nt
Organism: Heterostelium album PN500
Lineage: Eukaryota; Evosea; Eumycetozoa; Acytosteliales; Acytosteliaceae
Product: RabGAP/TBC domain-containing protein
Exons: 5
Coding region: 1-1815 (604 amino acids)
Molecular function (GO): protein binding
Source: RefSeq, a predicted model, not a curated record